Metschnikowia bicuspidata var. bicuspidata NRRL YB-4993 is the source of this 6645-nucleotide messenger RNA. It is a transcript of the gene USO1, whose product is annotated as Uso1p. The transcript has a single exon. Gene Ontology annotation, biological process: vesicle fusion with Golgi apparatus; endoplasmic reticulum to Golgi vesicle-mediated transport; transcytosis. NCBI's taxonomy places the organism in Eukaryota, Fungi, Ascomycota, Pichiomycetes, Serinales, Metschnikowiaceae. Bases 142 to 6210 code for a protein of 2022 amino acids. The record is from RefSeq and is a predicted model, not a curated record. Gene Ontology annotation, cellular component: endoplasmic reticulum; cytoplasm; Golgi membrane.
CUGGCGUGUGCUGCAAAGGCGAGAAUAUCGACAUCGACUUUUUUUUUUCUCAGCAGACUUUUUAUUGUUUUCUAAAAGACCCUCUGAAUAGCGGAUUUCUAACUUUCGGCUCUCUAUUUCUCGGCUCCUCACGUAGUCUCCAUGAGUUACUUCAAAGGUAUCUUACGGUCGCUGAGCCAGAGGCCGGACCAGGAAGAAGAGGCCAUACAAACUUUAAGCAACCGCUUGCAGCAUGCCUCUUUAGCCGCUGACCGGAAACUGGCCGUGCUAGGCCUCAAAAGCUUCAGUCGCCAGUUCCGAGAGAGCGUGGUGCAGUAUGGUUUGCGGGCCCUCCUCCAGACAUUGGGCAAGGAUACCGAAAACGCGCCCUUGGUGAAGGCAGUUUUGGAGACGCUUCUCAACUUGUUUCUAAGAACCGGCGACAGCUCGGAGGUAGACGCCCAGAAGUUGGGGUGGAUCUCAAACCAGUCACGUGCCCAGAACGGCAAGUACCCGUCGCCGCUUUUAGUGGAGCCCAUUGAAAUCGACGAGUUUUCGCAGUGGAUUGCUGACGAGGUCAUUCUGACGGACGAUCACGUGUGCAGCUUGAUGCUGGUGUUGCAGAAGCACGGCGGGUUCCAGAUCAGGCUCUAUGCGCUCCAGCUUCUCGAGGCCGUGGUGGCCACACGGGCCAUUCGGGCCAAGGAGUGCAUCUUGAAUAUCCCCUUGGCAAUAUCGACCAUCGUGGGGUUGCUAGACGACCCGAACGACCCGAUUAGAAACGAGGCCAUUCUAUUGUUGAUGGCCUUGGUGAACAACAACUACAACAUCCAGAAGUUGGUGGCAUUCGAAAACACCUUCGAGCGGAUCUUCGCCAUCAUCGAGGAGGAGGGUGGCAUCCGUGGCUCCAUUUUGGUGCAAGACUGUAUGACGCUCCUCACGAACUUGUUGAUGUACAAUGCGUCCAAUCAGACCUUUUUCUUGGAAACCGACUGUGUGCCCAAAUUGGCCAGUCUCAUUGCCGAGCCCAUCGAGGCGUCGUCUCCGGUCGGCCUUCCGACAGAAAACGGCGAUGCCAUUCUAGCCCCGCCGAUCGUCUGGACUGAGCAAAGGUUGCAGAACAUGGCUAUUUUGCUAGACAUCUGCAGAUCUUUUGUGGACCCCCAAAACCAGCACUUGGUGCAAAACCAACAAAAGCUCCACUCGUCAGGCAUUUUCCUCAGUAUUUUGCGCCUAGUCUUCUCGCCAGAAAUGGAGAACCCGAUUCGUAAGGCCGCCUUGCAGGUCACAGGGGACAUCAUCUGCAACAAUGCACACUUGCAGUUACAAUUUGCCCACAUUGACGUACCGUACAUCGACCCCUCAAUGCCGUUGCAAGCACAAAAAUAUACUGAGGCGAUUCCUGCUCCUCUUGCUCUCUUGAACUGGGCUCUCUUGACAAAUUCUGUCCAUGUUUUUGAGGUGCGCCUUGCAGCAGUGCACUGUCUUGCAAAGUUUUUCCUGGGCAACACAGACGCAAAAAUGGCGUUUUUGACUGACCAAAUUAAGGCCAGUAAGAGCAAAAACUACUAUAGCGAGAUCAAGCAGUCGGAGAAUGAAGCGGAGGGCGUGGAUGAGGUUAAACCCGAAGUGAACCACAAAUCAGAAAAAGGUUUUGAACCCGAAGUGAACCCCAAAUCAGCAGAAGGUUUUGAUGACUCUCAGAAGACACCGUAUGCGAACAUUUUUACCACUCUCACGGUUUUCAACUUCGAUGUUAAACUCAAUCCCUACAGUGCGUGGUUUUCUGCCGUCACCCUUGUCUAUCUUAUCAGUGACUGCCCUGAGACCAGGCAAUUAGCUCGAGAAAUGAAAGUUGGAAGCGCCGAAGAUGGCGAGGAGGAAAUGUCAUCCAUACAAGCAAUUGCAGGUAUGCUUAUAGCUAACCUUGAAAAUGCCGAUCCACGUAUUGCUGUUGGCUACCUCGUUCUCUUGACUCUCUGGUUGUAUGAAGACUUUGAAGCUGUUAACGAUUUUCUCUCGGACGCAACAAUCAUAAAGACAAUUGUGGCAUUUCUUUCGAAGAACUCAACAGAAUCGUCGGAAAUUGUUCAAGGCAUGGGCUCGGUUCUUGUUGGUGUCUGCUAUGACUUCUGCACCAAGUCCGCUCCCCUUCCAAGAGGCAAUUUGCACGAUCUUAUUACCAAAUCUCUCGGGGCUGAUAGUUACGCGCUCAAAGUCAAGAAAUUCAAGAACAAUCUGCUUUUCAAACAUUUCGAUGGCGAUCUCGAGUCGGACUUUGAAAGAGAUCUGUCGGGUCUACCAAACUUGUACUUUAUCCCGGAAUACGUUGAGUUGGUGAAGGAUAACUAUUACAGAAUUAGAAAAUCUUUGUCUCGUGGUCCCAACUUUGAGCCUCGGUCCAGAAUAUCUUUUGAGAUUUAUGAAGAAAUGGAAAACAAGAAUGCCGAGCUCGUAAGUGCCCUUGAAGAAUUGAAUUUAAAAGCAGAAGAGAACGAAAGAAAUCUCAAAAGCCAGGUCAAUGAAAGUGAGGCACAGUUAUCAAUUUCUUCUGAACUGCUUGAAAAAUGUAAACUUGAGAUCGAGGAGGCUAGAAAGAGUGAAGAAAAGUUGAUCGGAAAAAUAGAAAUUCUUUCCAAUAACAUUCAGAUCUUGGAGGUCGAAAAGAAAAAGCUUGAGUCAAGCUCUGCGCAUUACACAACGGAAUUUCACAAGCUUUCGAAAAAGACCGUGCAUGAUGAAGAGUCAAUAAAGCAGUUGACACAAAAAUUCUCAGACGCUGAAACCGCGAGGCAAAAGGCUGAAGAUGGUAUCAAUAAAAUGAGUAGGGAACUUUUUCAGCUCACCAAAGAGAAAAAAGAGUCCGACACUACAAUUUCCAGCCUUGAAAAAGAGCUUGUCAAGUUAAGAGCGCUGCAUGAGAAGAGCAUCCGAGAGUACCAGUCGAUGAUCGAUGCGUCCCGAAAAACAAACGAAGAGCUCAGAACGAAACUCGUGAUCUUGGAGAAACAAGGGUUUAAUCCUGUCACCAAUGGUGACGAAAAAGCUGCCACAAGAAUGCGCGAUCUUCAGGUCAAGGUAAGUGAAAUGGAAGAAGCCAAUGACAAUCUUAUGAUUAAACUCAGAUCAGCGGCUUCUGUGGUUCUGGGAUUGAGAUCGGACAAACUUGAGUUGGAAAAGGAAAAAGAGUCUUUGGAAGUCGAAUUGACACAUGCCUACGAAGAUCUAGAGGCCUUUACUCAAUUGCUCGAGGAGGUGGAAGAGCUCAAAGAUGUACAUCAAUCUCGUGACCUGGAUGGUCUAGAACUGUCUCCUGAACAAAUGCGAUCCAUCGUAGAGGAGAAACAAAAGCUUGAGGUUUGCUUAUCGAAAUCUAUGAAGACAAUUGAGGAAUUACAGUUUACCCUUGCAGAAGAAAGAGAAAAUUUUGAACGGGAAAGAAAAGCGCCAGAACUCGAUGAAAAACAACGUGAAACUGUUGAAUACAGUAAUUCCACUGCUUCUUCAGUCACCAAAGAGGAACAUGGAGAUAUGUCCUCAAGGGUUCAAGAAUUACGAGAAGAAAUCUCAGUAUUGCGUUCUAAUUUGCAAGACUCGGAAGAGACUCACAAACUUGAAAUCUCAGCGUAUACCGAUGAACUCGAUAUCCUAAAAACCGAUCAUCUGAGCGUGCUUGCGGAAUAUGAACAUUUGAAGGAAUUGUACGAAAAAGCCGUGGAAGGCAGAAGUUCACAGGAAGCUGACCCAUCUGUCUCACUGAACAAAGAGCAAAUCGCUAAAAUAAUCGAAGAUAAAGAAACGGAGCUAAAGACCUCUUCCAAGAGAGUCAAGGAACUUGAACGAAAUAUUGAGGUACUCUCCGAAAGUGCAAGUUCGUCAUUGGCAUCAUUCAAAAAAAGCCAAGAUUCUUUGAAAUCAAGAAUUGCACAAUUAGAGGAGUCCAAGAAAAAGAUGCUGGAAGAAAUCGAUGAACGCGAGCAGGAAAGGACUAAGUUGAUCCGCGACUUCCAAGAUGCUUACGAUGACCUUGACAGCUCGUACAUGGACAUGGAGCUUCUGAUGACCAAUCUUGAAAAACACAAAGACGACUUGGAGAAACAGCUUAAGAAACUCCAGGAAGACUCUUCUAACAAGAUAUCAAAGCUCUCUAUCGAAUGCGAGUCCUUGACAAAAACAUUGUCAGAAGCUCGUGCCGAUAGAGACAACCUUCGUCAAGAAUACUAUGAAUUGGAGAAACUGACAAAUAUCAUUGGAAGUGAAUUAAAGGCCAAAGAAGCGCUUCUUCAAGCGAUCAGCAACAAGGGAGCAGACCUCGCGGCCAAAGAUAAAAUUGUCAUAGAGAUCAAGGAAAAACUCGCAAGCACUAUCGCGGACUUGGGUGAUUCUGCUCAGAAGUUGAGACUCUUGAAUGAGGAAAAAUCUGAUUUGAGUAAAUUGUACGAUGAAAAAGUUGAGGACUACAAGCGGUCUGAAAAAAGAAUCAGUGAUUUAGAGGAUCAAAUGGCCAUGAGUUCUAAGGAGCUUGAGAAGUCCUUUGACGAAAAUCGAAGGCUUGCAGCAGUUCAGAAGAACUUUUUCGAAGCCAAGAAAGCCAACGGAGAGUACUUGACAAAAAUUGAGACCCUCGAGCAUGAGCUAGUGAGUCUCAGAACUGCAUUGAAUGAAGUGAACCAGACUUUGGAUGAGCAACGCAAGCUUAAUUGUGACAACUCUCUGACUGCAGUUUUGGAGUUCACGGAGAAAAGCACCAAGUUGGAACAAUCAAUUAUCGAAAACCAAGAUUUGCACGUCAGUCAGCUCGAGGAAAUCCGGGAGUCAACCCAAUUGCAGAUUGAGAACUUGAAUAAAACUCUUGCAGCGCUUAAAGAAGAGAAUGAAGAAUUGUCCAAGAAAUUGAGACAAAGAGAGUUCACGGAAGCCGAACUUGAGAGCGCCCAGAUCAACGAUCAUACGUUAGUCAUCGACCAAUCCCGGAAGGAACUUGAGCAGGCGACGUGCGAUUUGGAAGCUUGUCAGGAAAACCUUUCCAAGGGUGCAUUUGAAUUAGCGGCGAAGGAGAAAAAGCUCGAAGAGCUCAAGACAGCCCUUAAAGAGGAAUCUAGUGAGCAUACGUCCGAGGUUCUUGAGAUGAGAGCUCAAAUCCUGAAGUGGGAGACUAGUGUCUCCGAGAAAGAGGCGUGUAUCGAGAUGUUGAAGAGAGAGAAAACAGAGAUGGCUGAGAUUCUUGAAGAAAAUCAAAGGGAACGAGAGCAGCACCAUAUUUCAAAGACCUUGGGCCUUGAAAAAGAGACGCUUUCUGCAUCAGACAUCUCCCAGGGCGAUGCGGCCGAUAUGGAUCUCCUGGAGAAGGAUCUAACAGAGUACCAAGAAGAAGGAUUGAGGGAAAAAUUGGGCGAAAAAACGAUCGAGUUGGAGAGACAAUCGGAGUCACUCGCGGAAGCGCAUCGCUUGAUCCAACAGCUUGAAGACAAAUUGAGGUGUUUUGAAGCGCCCAACUCUCAAGAAGACGUGGUUAACGGGCUUAGGAGCCAGAUCCAAGAGCUCGAGGUGGAAUUGCAAAUUCUCAGGGAAACGGAUGCUAUGGCGACCAAGGAUCAUUUAGGAAAGGGCCUAGAGGGCCAUGCAUCUGCAUGUCACAAUGGCAUGGGUGCUGGUGCGCCUGUCACCCAAUCACCCGAGAGCGAGUCAAAAGAACGGAUGAAUGAAGAAGAGAUAUUAGGUUUGCAGGAGGAAAUCAGAUUGCUCAAGUCCAGGGCGCACGAUGAGAUGGUGGAUCAUACCACAAGACUCAGAGAGCUCGAAGCAAGUCUCAAGGAAAAGUCGGAUAGACUAAUGGAUGCGGAGUCGGAGAUCAACGAUCAGCAUGAACGAUUGGUGGCAGCAGAAGAGAAAGUGAGACCAAGUGCAGAAUCACUGGAGAAUGAUGCCCGUGAGCAUGACGGCGGCGGUGAAGUGGAUGAGGAUUCCGAGGGGCACUCGCUAGCACAAGAAAGCGAGAUAUCCAAAUUGAGAGAGGAGAUCACAGGCCUCGAAGCGAGGCUCGAGGAGCAGUCAGAGCAGUCCCGGGAAAGGGAAGCCGAAGUGAGUGAAACAGAGAACACCCAGGAGGACUUUGCGGACUUGGUGUUGCUUUGUGACCAUCAGGAGCGGAAAAUCGAAAAGUACAAGAGGAAGUUGAGGGCGCUCGACAUAGUUGUCAGCAGUGACGAGAGUGAGGAUGACCUCCUCUAGAAUGUGGAGCCGUGAGGGCGAAGCACGGGCGUAUUGCUGUACUCCUAGAUUGCAAUCGCCCAUGUACCACAAACAGGCGGUGGGGGCCGUGUAUAUCCUGGCGUCUAAUCGAACACACUCAAAAACGAUCAUGGAGCUAGCCAAGCCCGCCUCGCCGACAUCUGGGGCAUGGGUGCAAAUUGACCGACCAGCCGUAUGAAGGGAAGGCGCAUGCUGGGCGCGGCGCCACAGCCAUGUUCUUCGGGCACGCAAAACAUUUAGUGGGGAAAAAAAGGCAGUAACUGAUUUGUCUGGACAGUAAUUGGUUUGUCUCGGCCGCAAUUAAUUUGUCGGGGCAGUAACUGAUUUGUCUGGGCAGCAAUUGGUUUGUCUGGGCAGUAAUUGGUUUGUCGGGGCAAUAAUUGAUUUGUCUGGGCCGCAAUUAAUUUGUCUGGG